CUUUUCGAAGGUCAGCAGGAUAGUAGUUGUACUCGCGCGUAAUUCGUAAUUGUGGUUCGGCUGAUUGCGGGGUUGAUUCGGACUUUUUUUUUGAAUUUGAUUAUCGGACAAGAUAAUGAGUGCGAUGCGAUGUCUGCAAAUUUGCUUUUUUUUGUGUUACUUUUUUGAACGGAGCGAUGCCGUUGGGAUAAGAACCGACGAGGAACCUGCUACCGGUUCGUAUGACGUCGAAGCUGUUUUGGGCAAAGUUGCCAAGUUACCGUGCGAUAUUGAGCCGGCGGAAGACAAUGAUCGAGUGCACAUUAUUAUAUGGUUUAAGGAGAUUCGGAACAAGUCGGAUCCUGAUGCCAAAGGGAAACGAAUACCGAUUUUUUCAUUGGACGCUAGAGACAAGGCUAUAGGACACGCUAAAGAGUGGAAGGACGAGAAAAUUUUAGGCCAAAGAUCAAAAUUUCGUCUAAAAGAUCGUCCGGCCACUUUAACAUUAAACUCAGUACGUGAAGACGAUGAUGGCAUCUAUUAUUGCAGAGUGGAUUUCAAACAAACACCCACUCGAAAUAUUAAAGUUAAUCUAACCACAAUUGUACCAACCGAAAAACUCAAAAUAAUCGAAGGUUCCGAUGAUAAGCACAUCAAGGAUUACAAAUUGGGACCUUUUAACGAAGGCACUUCUGUUAAUAUCACUUGUGAAGCUUCUGGAGGUCGUCCUUUGCCAAAAGUCACUUGGUGGCUGGAAAACACCCUUCUAGACGAAUCCAUGGACUACGUCACCAACGACCAACAAGUUACCAAAGUCCGAAACGUCUUGACAAUCGAAAAGUUGGACAGAAAAAGCCUCAACUCAAAGUUCACUUGUCAAGCGUCCAACAGCCGAUUGGUCCAUCCUAUUGCUAGCACCAUCACUAUGGACGUCAAUUUGAAACCUCUUUGGGUAAAACUUCAAGGGGCGAACAAACCAUUAUCGGCCGAUCAUACUUACGAGCUCGAAUGCGAAGUUGUGGGUUCGCGUCCAGAACCUACGAUAACAUGGUGGAAGGGUAGCGUGCAAAUGAAAACUACAAGAGAAACGACAAGUUCAGACGGUAAUACGACUACGAGCAUCUUAACAUUUGAUCCAACAGUGGAAGACGCCGGAAAAUAUCUUUCCUGUCGCGGCCAGCAACCGCUCAUACCAGAAAGUGGUAUAGAGGACGGUUGGAAAUUGGACAUAUAUCAUAUUCCUUUGGUCACAUUGGAACUGGGCAGCACUUUAAAUGGUAGCACAAUCAGAGAAGGAUUGGAUGUUUAUUUCGAGUGCAAUAUUAAAUCGAAUCCUUGGGUGUAUAAAAUCAGUUGGAGACAUAACGGCAAACAAUUGUACAACAAUUUAGCAGCGGGCAUUAUCGUAACGAAUCAAAGCCUAGUGCUGCAAUCAGUAACCGUGGCACAAUCCGGCCAUUACACUUGCGUCGGUCACAAUCAAGAAGGCGACGGCGUCAGCAAUUUGGUCCUUUUAGACGUAAAAUUCGCUCCUGUUUGUAGGCCGGGACAACAAAAAGUUUUUGGCGUGGCCAGGCACGAAACGGCUAAAAUCGCUUGCGAAGUCGAAGCGAAUCCCAUAAGGGAUGUACAAUUCAUUUGGAAAUUUAAUAAUUCGGUUGAUGCUUUUCAAAUACCACAAAGUCAAAUAUUAAGUGAAAAAUCAAGAAGCAUUGCAAUGUUUAAACCGAUAACCGAGCAAGAUUAUGGGGCCUUAUUAUGUUGGGCCAGAAAUGAAAUUGGAAUGCAACAAGAGCCUUGCGUUUACUAUAUAAUUUCUGCUGGUAAACCAAGUGCACCGUCCAAUUGUUCAGUAUCUAAUCAAACCUCUGAAGCAGUCUAUGUUGAGUGUUCGGAAGGUUUCGACGGAGGUUUGCCUCAAGUAUUCGUGAUGGAAAUGUACGAGACUCAGCUCAGAAAGUUAGUGAGCAAUGUGACGUCAAAAGUGCCGGUGUUUGUGGUUACCGGCUUGGAAAGUGGUAUGGGGUUCGAUAUAAGUUUGUACUCGGUUAAUAGUAAAGGUCGGAGUGGUUUGACUCGGUUGUCGGGGUUUACGUUGAAAGGAGCUGAGAAAAGAACAGCUUCUUCUCCAAUUCUACUCGAAAUCACCCCUCUCCUAGGAGCCCUAAUAGGAGCCAUAGCAGCUCUAAUACUAAUAGCAGUCAUAAUCGUCAUAGUCAUAAGACUGCGCGGAAGCAACGACAGAGAUGACAAGGACAAUGACGAUUGGGGCAUCGCAGAACGUAGAUGCGUCGCGUCUGUCAAUAAUACUGAUAACAAUAAGGCUAUUAGUCCAUCGAAAAAUACCCUUAGUGGUAGCGUGGAUAGUUUAGAAGAGAAAAACCCGGACAUUAUUCCUCAGAAUUCGAAUGAAGAACAACAUUGUCCGAUAAGGGUUUACCAGAAUCAAAUACCGAAUGGGGGAUACAGGCAAGAAAACAACGAAGUUACCUACGCGGAACUUUCAUUGAACAACCAAAUGAUCUACAACCAACCCCCGACGUUGAUACGACGUCCAGAGCCGACUGUGUACGCUCAACUAGACAUGGCGCGGACAUCACAGGGCGGUUUUCAGACUUUGCACCAUCCCCAUUUGCGUCCUUUGAGGACCGAACAAAUAAUUUUACCGGACGGUGCUGAGAUACCUUUACUUGGACCGACUUUGAGGGUAGAUAUUGAGGGUUUAAGGUCGACCCUUCCUCGUCCAGCUUCAGCUACCCGAUUUUGACCUACUAUCACUUAAUUAGAACUUAUAAUUGCGUCCAAAGAUGAAGACCUGGUUUAUUUGUAAUUUGCCCAGCAGUAUUUUAUGUGAAUGUUAUUAUUAUUAGAUUAAAUUGUAAAUAAUUUAUAAUAAUAUAUAGGAUUUUGAAUCAAAUAUAUAUAAUCGCUGUAUGCUUAAAUUAUUCUUAUAUGGACUUGAAUCCAUAUAUAGAAACUCAUAAUGCUUAAUUAUACAAUUUUAAAAUUAAAUUAAAUGUUAUAUGUACCUAUUUAGAAUAAUUUAACAGAAUAUUAUGUACAGUUUUAACAGGGUGACUCAAAAAAAAAAACUCAGAUUUUGUUAGCCCUUACAGGGUGUCUGAUUAAAAACAAUUUACAGCCACCCUGUAAAGUCAUAUGUUAAAUAAAAUAAGUCUGAACAAAUCUGUGAUAUUUGUCAAUAAAAGUGUUUUAGUCGAAAA
Ceutorhynchus assimilis (cabbage seed weevil) is the source of this 3203-nucleotide messenger RNA. The record is from the annotation of a GenBank genome assembly. Lineage: Eukaryota; Metazoa; Arthropoda; Insecta; Coleoptera; Curculionidae.